GUCGGAGGGGAGCCAUCUGGAGGGCAGGGCUCGGCAGCCGGACUGCCUUCGGCUCUGCCUCCGGCUCUGCCUCCAGUCGCGCCAAGCGGGUGGAGGACCCUGAGCUGGGCACCAGCAACCGUGUAAGGAACCGAGGCUGCGUACGGCUGGAAGCACAGAAUCGCGGAGCCGAGGCGGGAACUCGCAAGAGAAGAAGGAGGCGGGUCAGGGACCGCCACCAUGUCCUUCCCGCACUUUGGACACCCCUAUGGCAGCGCUUCCCAGUUUUUGGUGUCUGCAAGUUCCAGCGCCACUUGCUGCGAAUCCGCCCCGCGCUCCGUCCCAGAUGUGGCCUCAGGCUCCACCCCGGCGGCGGCGCUCUGCUGCGCUUCCUACGACAGUCGGCUGCUGGGGAGUGCGAGGCCCGAGCUGGGCGCGGCCCUGGGCAUAUAUGGAGCUCCCUACUCGGCUGCUGCAGCUGCCCAGAGCUACCCAGGCUACCUGCCCUACAGCCCGGAGCCGCCCGCUCUGUACGGGGCGCUGAAUCCACAGUAUGAAUUUAAAGAGGCGGCAGGGACCUUUACACCUGGCCUGGGGCAACCGGGAGCCUAUUAUCCCUAUGAGUCGACUCUGGGGCAGUACCAGUAUGACCGGUAUGGUGCGGUGGAGUUGAGUGGCGCUGGGCGCAGAAAGAACGCCACCCGGGAGACCACUAGCACGCUCAAGGCCUGGCUGAACGAGCACCGCAAGAACCCCUACCCCACCAAGGGCGAGAAGAUCAUGCUGGCCAUCAUCACCAAGAUGACCCUCACCCAGGUGUCCACCUGGUUCGCCAACGCGCGCCGGCGCCUCAAGAAGGAGAACAAGAUGACGUGGGUGCCCAAGAACAAAGGCGGGGAGGAGAGGAAGGAGGACGGUGCAGCAGAGGAAUUGCUGGGCUGCCUAAAUGGGGACACCAAAGACGUUACUGCGAGCCAGGAGAGACAGGAGGCUCGGGGGCUCCGGCUGAGUGACUUGGAGGACCUGGAAGAUGAGGAGGAGGAGGCGGAUGAAGAGGAGGCAGUGGUCACAGCUACGGACCGGCUGGCUGAACUCCAUAAAGACACUCUGUCGCUGCCAGCGGCGGCGGCGGCGGCGCCCUGUGCAGCGGAUCGAGAGGGCCGGCCAGAGCGCAGGGAGUGCAGUCUGGCGGCGCCCCGCUUCUCCUUCACUGAGCCCCCCAGAUCAGGAGAAGCCGACUUCCUCCGGGCGGAGCCAGGAGGCCCCACGUUGACCAUGCACUACCCCUGCAGGGAGAAACCGCGCAUCUGGUCUCUGGCGCACACCGCGGCAGCCAGCGGCGUCGAGGGUGCACCUCCAACCCUGCCCAGGCCACGAAGUUCUGAGCGCCAUCUGAUCCCCGGACAGCCUCCAGCCCGGCGCGCCACCCGCGUCCCCAGAGACUCCGCAUGCGAAGAGUCUUCCCGAAUAGCCAAAGCCUUUGGAAACCCCACGUUUGCCCUACAGGGCCUGCCGCUGAACUGUGCGCCCUGCCCGCGGCGGAGGGAGCCCGCAGUACAGUGCCAGUACCCUUCAGGAGCAGAAGGUUAGCGCAAUGGCUGCAAUUUGCGGAGGAUCCUGGAAAUAAGCCCAACUUUUUGGAACUCACCCCCACGCUGAGAAACUGAGCAACCUCGCAGGGGUCUGGGGCUCUCACUUCGACUAAAAGACAGACACACAGAAACCCUUCUACCUGCUCUCCUUGCACGCAGAGCUGGGAGUGGCCAGCAGACGUGCAUCUUGUCAGAUCCCUGGGGGAGAAGGCGGGCACCCUGGGGAAGGCCAAGUGGGGAAGGCCAAGUGGGGAAGGCUGGGCGAGUCCGCCUGGUGCACCAGCUCGGAACCCAAGUCUCCUUCUCCCCUCUGGACUCGGGCUGAAGCUGCUCCCUCUCCUGCUCACCCCACCACCUUCACUUUGUAACUUCAAUGCUGAUCUGGUCCCUAAGAUCCACGUGGUCUUCUCCCCCUCCCCACUCCUUGUGUCCUUAAAAAUAAUCAAACCAAA
Molecule: messenger RNA, 2023 nt
Organism: Sus scrofa (pig)
Lineage: Eukaryota; Metazoa; Chordata; Mammalia; Artiodactyla; Suidae
Gene: IRX6
Product: iroquois homeobox 6
Biological process (GO): neuron differentiation; cell development; regulation of transcription by RNA polymerase II
Cellular component (GO): nucleus
Molecular function (GO): DNA-binding transcription factor activity, RNA polymerase II-specific; RNA polymerase II cis-regulatory region sequence-specific DNA binding
Source: RefSeq, a predicted model, not a curated record